Epinephelus fuscoguttatus (brown-marbled grouper) is the source of this 15243-nucleotide messenger RNA. RefSeq names its product N-acetyltransferase 16 (gene nat16). Lineage: Eukaryota; Metazoa; Chordata; Actinopteri; Perciformes; Serranidae. The transcript has 6 exons. Bases 366 to 1439 code for a protein of 357 amino acids. The record is from RefSeq and is a predicted model, not a curated record. Gene Ontology annotation, molecular function: acyltransferase activity, transferring groups other than amino-acyl groups.
CGGUGAUGCUGAGCCGCUCCAGUGAGUCCAGUACUGAGGCUUGACGUAGGGAACUGGGAGAGGCGGGGCUUGUGGUUCGUGUUAAGUCUCCAGUGUAUCACCGACAGAGCCGGUUUGUCUGUCUUUCAUUCAUCACCGGAACUGUGCAGCUCGUGCAUCAGCCGUGGUACCGUCUACCAUCCUGUCUCCUCCGACCACCGACACCAAGGACACCACCGUCGGCCAUCAUCCGCGGCGGGGCUGCGUUGGAAAAAUGACAUGGAGCCUGCUAUCGCGCAACAGAGUGGUUUGCUUAUGUGUUUGCGUCAGCAUGGAGCCUACUGGUAUGAAGCACUGGAGCCAAGGAUCGAACCCAGGAGACAUGAAUGAUUUUGGUGUCCAUGUUCUCAUCACACCAACAGGAUAAUCUUCUGAAGACAUGUUAUUUCAAGAUGAAGAUUGAUACCAGCCUGACUAUGCUCCAGCUCCCAGAGGCCCUGUCCCAGGCAGGCCUUCAGUUUUCUGUGGCCACUGAAGAGGACUUUGAUGAGAUCAUGGCUAUGAGCCAGGACAUCUAUGGGGGCCUUGACUACCUGCCCACUAGGUACACCAGCUGGCUGCAGGAGACCAACCGCACAGUCAUAUUGGCCCGCAAACAGGGAAAAGUGAUUGCUCUUGAAUCGGUGUGCGUGAUUGACAAUGGGGAGACUAUGCUGGUGGAAGGUCUGCGUGUCGCCCCUCAAGAAAGGGGCAAGGGUGUAGCAGGAGUUCUACUGCGCUUUUGCUCUGAGCUGGUGAAAUCCAAGUACCCAGAGGUCAAAGUAAGCCGUUUGACCCGUGAUGAUCAGCUUGGACCCAAGGAUUUCCAGAAGUAUCGCCUUAUAACCAAGCAGGGUAUUCUGCUGGUGCGCUUCAGAGCUGAAGACCUCAAGCUCCGUCUGUCUGAGCUUGGUCUGGGUGCAAAUAUCCAAUCCUCUUUGUCCACCUCCAACUCUUCUCCGGUACGUCUUGACCAUACAGCUAUCCACCGGCUGUAUCUGACCACUGACCUGAUGCAGGGGGUCCUUCCUAAUGCAACCAUCAUUCAAGACUGGCAGCCAUUCAAGCCUUUGCCCAGUAACAUGGCCAUCCUACUGAAGAAGGAUAUUGACUGGAUGGUGGAUGAUGUGUCCAACCCUACUGUGGCUAGCCUCUGUACCUUCCCUUUCAGGGUGCCCAUUGGAGAUGACUGGUAUUACCUGAACAUUGACAUGUUUGGUAAAGACCUUGACCUGGCCCGGCAGCAGUUCUUGUGCCACCUGCAGCGCCACACUGCCACCCUGAUGGGUCACGUGAUGUGCCAGAUGUUCCUGGACCCACCACUCUGGAAGCCCAUGGCUGAAUUCUGCCACCACACCUUGAGCGUGGAGCUGGUGAAGGAGUACACCGAGCAAUGCGUGGUGGAGUCAGACAUCGUGUAGUUACAGAAGGUGGAUGGAAAGGAGUAGAAGAUGAAGGAGCCAGAAUGGAAUGAAGACAAGGGUCUAGACAACAAGGAAUGGACACAACUCAAUUACACUUCACAGAAAAACAUAAUCCUUUGUACUGAGGGAUAGGAACCAAGCAAACGAAAUGUAGUUUCUACAAAACAAAUCAACUUUUAAGAGUGCAGUACGUUAGAUUCAACACAAACAAAUACAGGGGGUGGACAUACAAUUUUGAAUACAAUACAAUGUAAUCAGCUUCAGUAGGUCUGUUACAAAUAUAUUUGUAAUGAUUACAAUAAUAUACAAUUAGUGUCAGAGAUGUGGUGAUACAACUUUACAGUCAUCUCUAAGUACCAAUCUUAAGGCCAUAGCUUUGAGGUGUACUUAUGUGCCCCCAGUAUAAAGAAAGAGGGGAGACUAAAUAAUGGAAAACUGCUUCCUGGGUCAAAACAUUUGGACUGGAUCCAAAAUGGACCCAGACCCAAAGUUCAUAAAUAAGCAAGAAAAUACAUGGUCUUGCAAUUCCAUUGAAAGAAAGUUUUUGGUCCAAAGCAUCGUUCUUAUUUAUGCUGAUGUGACUAGACCUGAAUACAGUCCAAAGCAACAAACUACAACCUAUAGCCUCAAAAGUGACCAUAGAGUUGAAUCACCACCUUGUUAGCUUAUCUUGAAUUUAACUUUGAUUAAAAGUAUUACAGUCUUUUUGGUUAUUAUGUCCACCCUCUGUAUGUUGUAUGGCAUGGAGAGGUGUAGUAGGAGCGACUGAACUUGGAGAGGCUUUCUCACACCGGUAGCAGUGAUGUAACCUAAAACCUAAAAACAGUCAACAUGCAAAUGCUAUUCUUUUACGAAAAUUUUUUAAGUACCCUUAGGGCAUCAAAAACCUUUUGCCUCUGUUCUUUCUGUAAAUAUGAACCUUCUAAGUAUGUACACAAGCUGAGUUGGGUUACUAAAUCUGCACAACUCUGAAGGCACUUUAUUAAAACUACAUAGACAGGUUGUGUCUAAGUUAGAAUGAAAAGGAAUAGUUCAGGAUCAAAUAGGGGUACUUCACAGAUCCCAUCUAUUAACUAGUAUUACCAUAGGAACAUCAAAUCUCUGCAGAAACAACCAACAAAGCCUGCUACUGAAAUGAACAUGCUCAGUCACAAAAUGGCUGACAAUUUAUCCUUUGUUAUGGUCAGGCUUAUGUCUUAGCAUUUUUCUUUUUAUUGUUUCAACUCUUUUACUGUAUAUAUACGUUACUAAUUUAAUAUUUUCACUUAAAUGCUGCAAUAAAAUUUUAACAGAAAUUAUUAACUUCUGAAGCUGAAAGUGAAAUCUAGGCUUACUUUUGUAGAUUGCUAGCAUAAUGCCAAACAAAAUGCUAAUGCUUGAAAAUGUUUAACAGACUACUGUGCAGUUUGCUACUGACUUCAGCUUAUGCAGGGAGGAGUAGAAUGAAUAUAACUGUGUUAGAUUUAACACAACUAUACUGAUACGUUUUAACCAUCACUAAUAUUAGCCGGUAAACGCCUUUUGAAAAAUAGUGUUCCCUGUGAAAAUAGAAGACCAGUGUUGGUCAGGUUCAGCCAUGUUAGAGCAAACAAAUUUCUAGUUUACUGUGCAGACAUGAAGGGAAUACAGUGGAUUAUACCAUGGCCAAGGACUGUACCAAUUUCCGCACAACAGGCACAUGUCCAUUAAAAUGCAGCUGCAUAUUUAUUGGGAUGUCAGUCAGUAUGUUGGCCCACCACUUUUGUCCAACUGAAAUAUCUUGACAAUAACUGGAUGGAUUGUCAUGAAAUGUGAUACAAACAUUCAUGGACCCAAGAGGAUGAAUCCUAAUGACUUUGGUAAUCCCCUGGCUUUUCAUAAUGCCACCAGUAGGUUAACAUUUUACUUAUGCAGUGAAACAUUACAUCUAUAACACAAAUCAGCCCAUAGUUUAAUCCAAAAUUUGGUUCGGAUAUCCAUGUUCCCCUCAGGAUAACUGUAAUAACUUAGUUGAUCCUCUUAAUUUUCAUCUAGCGCUAUCAUCUGGUCAACAUUUCUAUUUGUCUACUUCUUUGGUUUAUGACCGAAUACCUGCAAAAUUAAUGGCUUUCCCAUCAGCCUCAGCUCUAUUUUCACUUAUUAGCAAAUACUAGUUUAGUGUAACAUAGUAAACUACGAUGGCAAACACAAGAAACAUUAGAACUGCUAAACAUAGAGUGUGUCUCAGAUUGCAUACUUUGAUUAGUACACUUCAAUUACAUUCAUUUAAAUUCAAUUCAAUUCAGUUCAGUUAUAUUUAUAAAGCUCAAUAUCAAAAAUCACAAUUUGCCAUAGAGGGCAUUACAGCAUACGACAUCCCUCUGUCCUUUGACCCUUACAGUUGAUAAGGAAAAAUCCCCCCCCCAAAACACCCUUUAAUGGGGAAAAACAAUGGUAGAAAUCUCAGGAAGAGCAACUGAGGAGGGCUCCCUCUUCCAGGAUGGACAGACGUGCAAUAAAUGUCGUACAGAACAGAUCAACAAAAUGAAUUUACAGUAAUCCAUAUUUUACAAAAUUUUACAAAAAGAGAGACAGAGAGAGAGACCAAGAGAGACAGAGAGAGAUGCAGGGCAAACAGUAAUGAUAAUAGCUACCAUAACAUCGAUUUUUAGUAAUAAUAUUAUAAUAACAAUAAUAGUAUUUUGGUAGCAGAUAUGUUUUAAGUAAGUAUUACUGUUACAGUAUAUGUAUGUGACAAUAAUAAUUAUACACAUACAAUAAUAGUAGAAGUAUGACUAAUAAUAAUAGCAGUAGUAGUCGGCAUCAGGCAAGACCAAAACAGCAGUGUAACCACGACCCACGAUUCAAGCGUAUUCAGUUCACUGUAGUGCACUAUGUGCACUAUGUCCUUCUUGCGUGGUGCGUGGUGCACUAGUUUCAACAGGGCAGUGUUGUCUCAUAUCAGGCACUGCUGUUUUGCACUUACCGGAAGUGACGACCACUUUUUUUAAAUUGCCUCCUCUUUUUCUUCGUCUUCUUUUUAAAAGGCAAAUUGCCAAUGGACAGUGGAGCAUUAUUGCCUACAUUUGACCACCAUCUCCAUCUACACAUACACCAAGCUUAUGCCACAACAUCAGUGCUGAUUAAGAGUUGCUGGCGAAUGCAUUCGCAUUAUUGUUUGCAGUCAAAUCAUUACAGACCCAACAAACAUUACCAACAUUCUAUUCCAAAACAGUAUUGGUACUAAGUGCAAUAAAACAUGUAUAACUAAAAGGAUCCUUGUUGUCCCCAGCUGUCACAUCAAAAGUUGGGAAGUUUGUGAUGUAGCUUACACCAGUAGUACACUGCAAUUUCCAGUACUGUGCAGUGUGAACACACUUAGUGCGCUGAAAAUAUUAAGUGUUUAGUACAGAAGUGUGUGAUUUGAGACACACCAAUAGUCAUGUUAGCUGCCGUUUAAGCAUUGCUGUGCCUAAAGGUCUAGCAUGUAGGAUUUAGGGGAAUAUAUUAUCAGAAAUGGAAUAUAAUAUUAUAUAGUUAUUUUUUUAUUAGUGUAAAAUGUCAUGGAACUAACAAUCAUUGUGUUUUCAUUACCUUAGAAUAAACAGUUUACAUAUGGAGUGGGAUCUCUUCCACAGAGUCCACCAUGUUAUUUCUACAGUAGCCCAGAAUGGACAAACCAUACACCGGCCUUAGUUAUGGCCAUUUGCAGUUUUGCAUUGGCAACCAUAGUUCUCCAACAUGUUUGGCACAUAGGAGAAGUUUCCGUUGGCUGCAGUCUGCAACCUCACCACUAGAUGCCACUAAAUCCUAUAGACUAGACCUUAAAGUACUGCCUCACAAAGCCAGAGCUUUUCUGUAGACUUCUGUGAUAACUGGCCAUGGUAUAAGCACAAUACCAAACACUGAUGUCUCGUCAUAUAGAAAAUAAUGGUUAGUGGAGGAAACGCCAGUCUGCUUCACAUUCUUUGGCCUCCACCUACAUCUAGUCCACCAUCACCCACAUAUUUGACCUCUAUUAGAGCCAUCGUAGCAGACCAAAAAAAAAAGUUUUACAUUUUUAAAUGUUUUCUCACGUGAUUAAUUGAUAUGAUAUCAUAUAAGUAUCCACAGCACACUCUUUACACUCUCUAAAUCUCCCUUUAAAUGCCCAUUAAGAGGGUUUGACACAGGACCAUUAAUCUGAGCCAGACAGAAAUAUCUUGUUAGAAAAACAUCUCAGUUUGUAAAGUACUAUUUUACCCUCCUGUUGCCUUGACCACCCUUUAUCUUGACUUUCACCCCCUUCCUCUUCUGGUAUGCAAUUUUGUAGUUGUGUAGAUGACUGGGCUUUUUUUUCUGAAGAAAGUUAAAUGAUGAGUCAAAUCCUUAAAGGCUUUUACAAAAGGGAAAGUAAACAGACAUCCUUUUUUAAAUUAUUAAUAGUUUAGGGAGGACCUGUCAGAGUGGCCAUAAUCCUUAACAUAUUCCAGGGAGCAUAACAAAAUAGGAGGACAACUACAUUUUUAUGCUAUUUUUUGUAACCAAAGAAAGUCACCACUCAUCUAAACUGAUGCCCUAUCAUUUGCUGCCAGGAAUGAAGUGAAGAUGUAAAAGAUUGGAAGGCCAUGGGUGUAAUUAUUUUUUACCAUUUGUUUUUCGUGAUCACAGAAUAUUUUUGUAAUCUAUUUAUGAAAAUCCAUUUUUAUCGUGAUAAAAGAACCUUUUUUUUGUGAUUUAAGCAUAACAUAACCCAAACUGUGCUUUCAUGAUCCAGACUCAAACUGUGCAUUUAUUGUAGUAUUCCUAUACUGGACUACAACAUGACCCCAGUUUUGGUGUGUGGCAGUUUGAUUAAGCACAAUUUUAUUCAUUAGCUCCACAAUAUCAGCAGAAACAAUGAACUACUCAUGUUAUCAUGUCAGCUGAUGUUCUGCUUUGGAAGCUCCUUUUCUGGUGUUCCCAAAAAAAAGUUGCAAAUUAUUACAAACUUCUUGCCACACGGGAAUCGGGAGGCUUUUGUGGAGUCCAUCAGGUCUGGGGCCUAAGGCAGUGCUUUAGUCUACAGCCUUAAGUCCUAAGCUGCAUUACCCCUCUUAGUACCCUCAGAACCUGUACAUAAGCCAUAUGGACAUGUACCUGAACCAUGGAUCAUUUUUGCAUUUCCACAGCAGACAGUACUCUUUUAUGUGGGCAGGGUUGUUACGAAAUGGUAGACUAAUAGCUGCCUCACUGCUCCAACGAACUCUUGCUGAUGCAGAUAUUUUCAGAACAAAAAAGAACUUGCUGAAAUGUUUAAGUCUCUGUCACAGUCUAUGGGAUAUGUUAAAAAUGGGAGAUUUGUGUUCUGAGUCCUUGUAAUGCAAGAGCAGAAGUUUUCUCUUGACCAGUCAAUGGACUGCAGUGUUUCUAGCACCUUUUCGUAUUGUAUCAGGUACCUCAGCUGAGGGGUAAUGAAAAAACAGGACGAAAUGGAGUAGUUCUAUUGGUACCAUCCACAACUUUUGACAACGGAAAUGUAAAAAUAACCAUUCUAAUGUGUACUGAACUGAACUGAACUGAAUUGGACUGCUUCAUGGAAGCAAGACUUUAGAUCAUAGAUCAUUUCUGUCUAUCCAUCCUGGUUGCAGUGGCAGCAGGCCAAGCAAGGUAGCUCAUACAUACCUUUCAUUAGCCAUGCCCCGCAGCUAGUCCUGUGGGAUCGGAAAGGCAUUGCCAAGUUUGAUGGCAUAUGCAUUCCCAUCAGCAUGUUCUUUGUCUGCCCUGGAGUCUCCUCUCAGUUGGAUAUGCCCAGAAAACCUCCAAAGAAAUGUAUCUGGGGGCAUCCUGAUUAGAUGCCUGAACCAUCUCAACUGGCUCCUUUAGUAGUGAAGGUGCAGAGGUCCUACUCUGAGUUCCUUCCACAUUUUCUGAAUUUGUCACCCUUUCUUUAAGGGUGAAAAAAAGUUGUCUAGGCUGCUUGCAUCACUGCGAUCGUUGAGGGUUCGGAAAUAGACCAACUGGUAAAUUAUAAGCUUGACCAUGACAGUCCAGUAUAGUGUCUACAUUACAUUGAUGCUGCAUCGAUUUGUCUGUUGAUAACCAAGACACCAAGAUACUUGAAUUCUUUGACCCCGGGCAGUUACUCUUUCUCAACCCAAAGGGACCAAUGAUCAUCAUGACAGUAGACAAAAGCCUGUCGAUCCUGCUUCUUCCACCCCAAGAUGCAUGCUCUCAGGUUUCUUGUUGGCAGCUUCUCACUCCUAACUUGGAGUCAACAAUCUUUUUGCGGUAUUUUGCAGUAAUGCACCAUGACCUCAGACUCAGAGGUGCUAAUCAUUGUUGAAUUGCCACAUAAGAGUUUCACUAUUUUUGUCUAAAUGAUCAUGAGAAGUCAGUUUGGUAUCAGUUUUGAUACUUUUGUAAUCACGAUAAAACAAUGCUUGCUUAUUUUAAUAGUUUUCUUGUGAUUUCAAGAAAACAACAACAACAAAAAACCCAACAACAAUCAUUUUAACCCAUGUGCUUUACUGCCUUCUGUUUGAAGAUGAUGUCUAGAAGAUAAAGAUUUUUUAAAAGCCUUUAUCCAGUGUUGAAGAAAUGUACAUAUGUAGCCCUUCUCCAUCCCCAGACACAAACACACAACCAGUUAAUACAGUAAACUCUAACCAGCUGAGUAAUCUUUGAAACAUACUCUGUACGAGCGAGUUUCCUCACAAUCAAAUACACCCUCUGUUAAGUUUCACAUAACCCUAACCCUAUAACAGCAAGUAAGGAUAUCCUUCAGCAGAUUAUGAUAAAUAUACUGAUUAACUUCUUUUUUGUUGUCUUGUCAUUACAAUAUGUAACACAUGUAAAUACUGUACGUUGUGCUGGAAAGCCACUGGAGCUUGUGAGAUGCCAGAAUGAAGACCUAAUGUCAACACUGGAAUGGCCAAAAAGCUUAUGACAGCCUCAUUUAGAGGAAACAAAGAGUGGCCAGUCGUGAAUUUAUCUCUGAAAAACCUGUCAUCCCUGAUCACCUCACUUUAAAAAGAAUAAAACUUUCUAUUUUCAAUGUUCACUCAAUGCGCCCUGCUGCCACUUCACUUUUAGCACCAUUUCAGCAUGCUCUGCUUUCUUGAGUCCUAAUAUUAUAAGCUUCAAAGCAGGCAAACGACAUUAGAGAUCUCCUGUUUAUUCAUGAGUCUUGUAUAUGAUUCAGGACUUGAUGAUGAUUCCUGGUCACUUUUUUAUAAUUUAUUAAGGGAGACACAUUCUUUUAUCUGCGUUUUUUCCUAUUUACAAAUCAACAAUCCCUUGUAAAACUUCCAUCUAUCUACAGGCUUCAGUUUGCUUUAAAGGAAAUAGUUGUAUGAGAAGAGCAUUUAUACCUGUUACCAAUGGCCACAUUUGAAAAUGGGGCAAAAAGCUUGCCAUUGUAGUACCUCUUUUCAGUGAUUCUGUGUCUGUUUUGUGUCUUCAAAGACUGGAUGUGAAUUGUAUAAUUAACUGUGAUUACAUUUCAAAGACAAGUACUUUCUUUAAAGUAAACUAAAGCCUUAAAGUUCAGCUAUGACUUGUAAUUCUUGAAGCUUUUUGUGUACCAACAAACUUCUUUUUACCCCCUCAAGUUGCUUGGGUCAUGGCAACCUCAAUAAAUUGGCCUGGUCGAUUUCAAUCCAUUUGUGCUGCCAUUCUGAGUUUUGUCAUAUUUGAACUUUAAUACUCCAAUUUGUUUGGCUACUAUAUGCACACAAAAAUGGAAGUUUGCAUAGUUCCAAUACUGAUCAAAUUCUAUGAAGUGGACUCACUCAUCAUCUCAUCUGAAAGACAGCAUCUUUGGGAUGCUUUUAUUAUGGCUUAUCAAGAGCAUUCUGACAUUCCAAACAAUUUCGCACUGGCAUGCAAAUGAAUCUGGCAGAAGAUUUAAGUUUCCUUUAUGUGUUUCUUUGCCUUCUUAAUGAUCCAGAUUGUUCAUUACAUCCACAAAUCAUCAAUGCAUGAGCUCACAGAUGUUCGUAAUUCCCUCUGAAACCAUAGCCAAAGGUAAAGAUACUCCUUCAAACUUCUAAGGUCUUUAACUUGAAGUGAUUCACACAUUAAAAAGAAGUUUCUGCCGCUGAGUUCUGCAGAUUGAGAUCAAUCCAACAAAUGUGGUUAUAUCAUUUCAGUGAUCAACAACCUAAAUGUGACCAAAAAUGCCUAAGCAAAUACCACACAAAAAGAAGACAUUAUUCAUCAUCAUUCAUAGGAAUGCACGAUAUUGAAUUUUUUGCUGAUCUCCGAUAUGCCAAUAUGUAAUAACUCAUUUGACUGCUGAUACCGAUAUAGAUAUUUAAGCACAUUUUUUGCCACCUAAUUUUAGUAAUCAUCAAGUCUCUUCUGUAGUGGAAUUAACAUCAUAUUAUGAAUGCACACUCUUAUCCUUAAGUGAUAUUAUCAGUGUGUUGACCAAUUCCGAUCUUUCAUUUUUAAGCCAAUAUCGGCCAAUACUGACAACAUGCUGAUAUUAUCAUGCAUCCCUACAUUCAACCCAAGGCUUUACAGUACCAUUCAGUAUAGUAGUGACUGGGUACUCUGCCUGAUGCACUUCUGUUUACCCUCCAAAUUUUGAUGACUGUAUUUUGGAGUUUGAAAUUGGACUUUGCAUAACUGCAGUGUGGUUUUAUUCGACUGUUGACACAUAGACAAACAGAGUUCUUGGAUUAAUCCCUUUCAGUACCACUUUCACAUAAGGGAUGCUUGUUAAUAAAUCAUUUGCUAAUAUAGAUCAGUAAAGAAAAGCUGUUAUUAAGAUGAUUUCUUUGAUUUUGCAUGACAGCUAAACACAUAGCCCAACAGAGGUCUUGGAUUUUAUAGUCAUACUUUGUAGAGGAUUUACACAUUGUAACUAAUAAUUUAAUUUAUUCAUGAGACAAAUCAUUUAUUUAUGCUUUAAAGGUCAUUUGGGUUGCAAGAUUGUGAAAAAUCCUUUUGAUGUACAGUGUAUCAUCUUUCAGCAAAAUAUAUUUUUUAGCUAGCUCUUCAACACCAACCUGUUCUCAUUCAUAGAUUGUCAAAUACUGACUCUGUGUAAUGCACCUCGGGGCCUGACAGCUACCCUUUAGCCUCUCUAUGUGACACACAGCUGAAACACAUUGUAACCUGUGGUUAAUGUUGUUAAACAGUCACAGUUAGGUAAAGGCAACUAAACUAGUGGUUAGGUUUAGAAGAAAGAUCAUGUUUUGUCUUAAAAUAAGUAUGUUUCUUAUGUACCCAAACGUGACGUAAAUAAAAUAUGUAAUGUUUUCUUAAAACAACGGUGACCGUUGGUUUCACUCAGGAUGUAGGUAACUUAAGUAACGUAAUGUUACAUUUAAACAACAUUGACUUUUACUUCGAAUGGGACACAAACUGCGGUCUCCUGGUUGAAAGACCAGGUUUGUUUGACCCAUCGACCUCCUGCCCCAUGCAGACUUUCUUGCUCUUUAUACUAUGUCAGUUGCUCUCAGCGUCACAUCGAGACGUGUGACAAAGUGUCAGUAUUUGACAACCUAGGGAUAAGAACAAGCUGUACAUACAUCUUGGGACUACAAAGUAUCAAACUAAAUUUAUUAGCAACUUGAUGGCUUUAUUAGAAGGUAAGGGCACUAGACAAACAUAAAGGAACACACUUCUUUGGGCUUUGGUUGUUUUUCUUUUAUACUUGUAGAUUUGAGGUAUGCUAAUGUAUUUUACCUUUCCAUUUGAAGGCGGUGGCGCUCUUCUCUGCUAAGAUCUGCAUUAGUUUUGUGAUGUUUCCUUAUCUGCCACUGCUGUGGUUGAGGUUUGGUUACAUUUAAAAACUACUUGGUUGGUGUGAAAAUAUUGAGCUUUGGGUUAAAAGUUUGUCAAGGUAAGGGAACCUGAGUAGAAAUUCGGACACUGGGAUUGGGAAAGGAACAGCAGCAACUUGUGUCAAAGCCAGACACUUAAUUGCCACACUCUCUACCACUAUUUUCACCCAUCCAGGUUUUGAAAUCUAUACAGUAACAUUAUAGCUACCACUGCCACUGCUUUCACGGUCAAGUCAGAAUGCACGUGGUCAAUAGACGUCCUUACGAAGUAAACAUGGUUUUCAGGCAUUUCAAUAAACAAUUAAUACUUAAAAUUUCUUGGGAGGACACAACCUAAUAAUCCAAAAGUAAUUUAAACAAAUGGUUUAUCACCACUUUAUAAAGCAUUUAUAAAUGAUUUAUUAAUGAUUAACAAAGCCAUUGACAAAGUGGGCACUGCUGUCUAACAUAUUACCAUUUUUGCUACCAUACAGAUAGCAUGGGCACACAUCACCAGCAAGUACAAGUCAGGGAUACUAACAGACAGGAUGUAUUUGAUUAUGAAAAAAAUAAGAUUAGAGGAAAAGGGUUCAAAAAAUUUGCAGACUGCUUAUCGAGCCCAGUAGCGCCCCCAUAUCCCAUUAAUCAGGGAAAGUAUCUUCAGCCAUCAAGUCUCAGAUGUGUUUCCACAUUUCCAGAGUGCUGGAUGCUUGUGCUUACUUCUAUAUAUGGAAAAUAUUGUGCACAAAUAUACAAUAUGCUUAGUAGAUACACUGGAUUUUAUGCAUUAUAUUUCUUCACUGGAUGUGGAUGCGUUGUGUGCUUGAGGGAAGCUCAAAGAAGUGCCAAAUUUCAUGUCUGCUAAACUUCCGUGUUUGUCAAUUAGUUUAUGAAAAUUUACCCCCCAAAAAGCAGCAAAUUUCUAGAGUUUUUAUUUUGCAACACAAACUUAAGUUGAAAACUAAUGUAUGGGUUAUAUGUUUGUCUUUGCGUAGCCCCAUAGCACACAAACAAAAGUCAAAGGUGAUAUAAGCAGUGGCUGAAUGUGACACUGAUUUGAAAUAUUGGAUGUUUUUUGGUUACUUAUGGCACUUUGUUUGAAAAAAAAAAAAUGUGAUGAUUGUAUACGUUGUAUACAAGUGGAUAAAAUACUAUCACAUUGUGCUGCAAACCCUGUAAGUAUUAUAGGGUUAAAUGUUAUAUUAAUGUAUGUUUUAUGACUUACUGUACAAGCCAUUGAGUUAGUGAAUAUAAAGCAGCAUGCACUUUAGUUGUCUUUGGCAAUAAUAGAUAAGCUCCCAUCUCCUGUAAAGUAGCAUCGACUUCAGUGAAAAACACGUGUUCUUGUCGCACAUCUUGAUGUCCAGAAACUAUCAUACAGUGUCAUGUGAGAUAAGCCUUUCUCUGUCGGUUGGAUGAUGUUUCUCCAAAGCUGAACCAUUUGACAAAUGACAUGUAGAGCAGUUUGUACAUCAGUAUACAGUGGCAUUGAAAAUAAGACUAUAUUUUAACAACUGUAAGAUUAAGACAAUAAGAGGUUGAAGUGGCUGUGUUCUGAGGGAGUAAUGCAGGUUUGGGUUAGUUAAGCCAAGAUAUAAACAGUAAGUACAUUUAGUAUACUAGUUUUUAAGUACUUUACUUUAUGUGAGUAAAUCCAUUUUGUGAGACCUUAUGCUUUUACAUUUUAGAGGAAAAUAUUGUCCUUUUUACUCCACUUCAUUAAACUGUAAUAACUAGUUACUUUAAAGACUAACGUUGUUAGAUGCAAAAUAUAACUAAGAUGCACUGCUAGAAUUUAAACUAGGCAGUGUGAUAAUAGAAAUGUGUAGGCUUCAAAGAUUUUAUUUUAAUAUGCACUCAGUGAUGCAAAUCUUUAUCUCUGUACAUUAGUCUUUCUCUGUGCUUGAUUUGUAGUGAUUGCUUUAUCAUGGCUUGAUUGGUAAUGCCUUGGACCUCCACAAGGGGGAACAUGAACAAACCUUCCUCAUUUGUUGUAUUUUAAGUAAAGACAAGUGACGAGUCUGUGUUUUCUUUGAUGUUAUUUUCCUCCUUUUGUAGGAAUUUUUCAACAUUUUUGUAAAUACUCUGAUUUGCUUCCUUUCCAAGAGUUAGCUGGGAAUGUAUAGCAUGACUGUGCCUUUACAAAAUGGUUCAAACUCUUACUAAUUAAAUCUUUUAGAGAGUUACAUGAAAGGAUGGAUAUCAAUCUUGUGUCUUUUUAGUCUACUGUCAUUCCGAACUUGUCAAAUUCUGCCAUUUUCUCAGUGACCUGGGCUUUAGAUACCAACACACAAAGGCACCUUUCACAGUGUUAUGACGUGCACCAGGUGGUGGCAGCUGUUUACGCAACAGCCACCAACCGAAGCUGUCAAAUGCCGCUGCAGUGGACGUCUGCAUAAGAUAUCAAUUCACAAAGGCAUCUUUUGUGGCAUUAUGAAGCGCAUCAGCUGGCAGCAGUUUUUAAUGCCACCAGUUACAAUGUAAUAUAAAAAGCUGGAAUGUCACUAUAGGACUUUCACCCGGGAGCUUGCUUUUUGCUUCCCGUGUGAAUGUUGAGCCAAGCCAUGAUAUUUUUUUUGUCCAAACCAAACCAUAUGCUUUUGUUGCCUAAACCUAAUUACACCCUUUUAUUUCCUACACCUAACCACACGCUUUUAUUGCCUAAACCUAACCACGUGCUUUUAUUGUCUAAACCUAACCAUGUGCUUUUAUUGUCUAAACCUUACCACAUGCUUUUAUUGCCUACCCCCCAACCCUCACCCCAACCCUAACCCUAACCACACGCUUUUAUUGUCUAAACCUAACCACGUGCUUUUAUUGUCUAAACAUAACCAUGUGGUUUUAUUACCUAAACCUUACCACAUGCUUUUAUAGCCUAAAUCCCACCAUGUGCUUUUAUCGCCUAAACCUAACUACGUCUUUUUAUUGCCUUAACCUAAACAUUUGCUAAUAAAUAAACUUAAAUAUGGGGUGUCUGUCAAGCAGAAACUGUACAUUUUCUGUGAAAAUUAACGUGUAUUUUGAAAAGACACAAUGCAUGUAACAAGUGUAAAUUGACUCAGCAUUCCAGCAGACGCAGAUGGAUACCUAGUGCAUCAUGUGUAGACAUUGAAGUCCAUUAGUUGGGAUGAGAAUCCGUUGGUCUUUUUGCUAGGACAAAGCUGAAGUCAGAAUGUGGUUAGCCUAGCUUAGCAUAAUGUUUGGAAACAGAGGGAAACAGCUAGCCUGGCUCUAAAGCUCAUUGGUUAACAUGACGUAUCUAGCCUUUUCACUUUUACAGAAACAGGAAUGCAAAGAUGACACUUUGUGGUUUUAGGUUUUAAGUUACGCGCUGGAACUAUUUCUUGAUGAAUAGUUUAUACAUUUGACAGUGGGCUACUUCAGUUAAUUGUCUCAGAAGUUGGCUGGGGAGCACAGGUUUUGCUCUGUACAGCCACAAUGGUACCAAUACUUGGAAACCUUGAUGACAAGACUUCAGAAGCUGCAUACCAUCACUGUACCUGGCUGUUGGUCAACAAGAAAUUGUUCUAGCACACAACUUCCAUUAAAACCAAAAACUUGUCUUUUUAACAUAUCUGUAUUUCUGUAAAUGAAAUAAGCAACACACACCAUGUUACUCAAUGAACUUAAGAACACUUAGUAGGUGUGUUUCUUAACUUUGGACAUAGCUAGGCUAGCUGCUUCCAGUCUUUAUGCUAAGCUAGGCUAACCACAUCCUGACUCCAGCUCUGUACUUGACACACAGACAUGGCACUGAUAUCAAUCUGGACAUCUCACUCACUGAAAGAAUGUAAAUAACUAUUUUCCAAGAUGUUGAGCUAUUUUUUAGUAGUAGAGGGUCUCUGUUUAGGACAUGUUUAGCCUAGUUUAGCAUAAAGACAGGGGUGGGGGGCAGCUAACCUGGCUCUGAUUAAAAGUGAAGCAAUGUUGAGUUUCUCAAAAAUGUUGAAUUAUUCCUUGAAGGGUUUGACACCAGCAGUAUGUGGAGAAAUAUAUUAUUGACAGUUUAACACGUAAGUCAUAAUUUAAUCCAACAAUAAUAUAACAAUGUUAAAACAUCCAUGAGGACUUAUUUUACUACAUUUAUUUGACUUUAAAAUCCUUCUGAC